Molecule: messenger RNA, 3245 nt
Organism: Haliotis rufescens (red abalone)
Lineage: Eukaryota; Metazoa; Mollusca; Gastropoda; Lepetellida; Haliotidae
Product: deoxycytidylate deaminase-like
Biological process (GO): dUMP biosynthetic process; dTMP biosynthetic process
Cellular component (GO): cytoplasm
Molecular function (GO): dCMP deaminase activity; zinc ion binding
Source: RefSeq, a predicted model, not a curated record
UGAUUCAGUAAAAUGUGUACAUAAUGUUUGAGAUGUCAGUCACUUAAAAAUCAGCAAUAUCUACUUUUCAAAUAACCAACAAAGAAAACAUUUGGCAGAUAUAAAAUAACAAAAGAGACAAUCGGAAUGGAACAAAACAAGAACAUAUAUAAUGAGAUGCUGAUAUAUUUCUACAGAACUGAAAUGAAAUAUUUUCUUGCCAAUGUCUGUAACAUCCGGGUACGUGGCGAGAACACCAUCUGUUUGUAACUUAGACGUUUUAAGGAAGACUCGUUACUUCUAUUUCAAAUAAGACACACAAACGUGUUGUGUGUACUUUGCUUGCGACCACAGUCCCAUGCCUGUCUAUUGUUGAGGCGAUCAGCAAAUAUAGCUCCACCCUUUCCAAGAGCUGUAAGCAAAAGUAACCUGGAACCUUAUGUCAUUUCAUUUACAUAUUAUUUAAGAUAGAACCUGUAUACAAACUGUGCCAUUGCUUACACAAUGUUCAAACGUCUACUACCACUUCAAACUGGUAACGUAAGUACAACCCAUGUUCGCAAUCUACCCAGCUGACACUUGCAGGGUGACAUGUAAUCCGAAACCUUGUUCUAGGAUGGGAGUAGCAAUGUGGGAGAAAUAUAUCCCCGGGGACGUUCCGCUAUUGACACUCGCGUGACACACAACAGGGACGAAAAUUAAUGAUUGGAUCAGUGCUCAGCAGUGAUCUGCUCGUAACUGCAAUACUUAGGUCAACAUAACCUAGGCUCGGCACAAACUGCCACAUUCCCUGGGUCUAACUUUUAACAUUGAUUUAUUUUCUGACAGAACUUCUUGAACUUCAAAUCGAGGGGGAAAACAGGAACUUCAAGAGUACAUCUCUGAGAAUUGUUUUCAAUUUCCCUGAACUUCUCUGUUCCUAGCAGUAAAGGGGAAGAUUCAGAACAAAAUAAGCAUUGUAUGAAUGUAAUGCUGUCAUCAGGAAAGGAAUAAUCGAUGUAUUGAUAUAUGUAUGAAAAUAGCUAUGAACUAGGUAUUUUACUUUUAUAUGUGUAUCACAUCGCUCAUCUACUACAUUUAAGGUGUACUGGGUAAAACAUCAUUGCAACAGUGUCAACCAGUGUGCCAUAUCAAUAAAACCAGAAACACUAAACAGACAAGAAGGAGGACGUGAAUUGAGUUCUAUUCUAAGAACAUCCCUCGAUUUCAUCUCCAAACAUGAACAUUUAUUGAACUGGAUCAUCCCAAUGUACUAUUACGAGGCGGAUAAGGUGUGUUUGUUACAAAGAUUCCUUUACUUCUUUAAGAAAAAUAUAAUACCUUGCAGAAAAUGGGCUGAUGUCUAUCUGCUAGUUUGGACUUGUUGGGGACCAACUGGUGGCACAUUCUUUACUACAGUGUGUUCAUCCAGUGAUACUGUGUCCAUUGUCGCCAUGUGUGGGGAUCUUGAGAAUCUGAAUCAAUGCUUGUCCGAAGUCAAUUUGUAUUUUUGUAUGUAAAAUUACAAAACAACCCAUUCUGACACAGUUCGUAUCUAAACUGUACUAUCAUGUCAGGACUUGUCUUGACACAACCUGACUAAUCAAGACGAGAAUGUAAGGUAUUUAUAUAACAGCUACAGUCUGGGUUGGUGAUCAUACGCCAGGUCUGCACACCUACUGAACAAGUAGUACUACCAUGGCUUCACAAAACCCACCAGAAAACACCAGACAGUUUGGUGAAAGUGGCAAGAGAGAGAGCCAACUGGACUGGGAGGAGUACUUCAUGGCCACUGCAUUUCUGUCUGGAAUGAGAAGCAAAGACCCCGUCACGCAGGUCGGAGCAUGUAUUGUCAAUCCUAAGAAAAGGAUCGUGGGAACCAGUUACAACGGGAUGCCUAACAACUGUAGCGAUACAUUGCUCCCCUAAAAAAGACCCUGCCACCAACUGGGAACUAAACGUUAUUACGUCUGCCAUGCAGAGAUGAAUGCUGUGAUAAACAAGUUCACAGCAGACUUGGAAGGCUGCACUAUGUACGUGGGCUUGUUUCCAUGUAACGAGUGCGCCAAGAUCAUCAUCCAGUCUGGCAUCAAGACAGUGGUCUACUACUCGGACAAGAAACAUGACAAGGAAGAAGUAAAAGCCGCGAAGAUCCUGUUUGAGGAGGCUGGUGUUCAAAUAAGAGAAUAUAAUGGAAAGAAGAAGCAGGUUAUGGUGGAUUUCCAGUCCAUUGAAGACGCCGCCUAAGACCGGAAGAAAGGCUCCAGGAAAUCUUUGUAUUCAUUUGCAGAUUUUUGCCCGUCAUCUGCAAUUCAAAACUGAAAAUACAAGGCUCCUUUAUUGCAGUAUUUAGGUAUAAAAAUAAUUAUCGUAUUUCUUCCAAUAUUCUAUUUUGCAACGUAUUUGAUUAUAAUGACCUUUGAGUAUCUGUAUAGUUACAUUUAGCCAAUACUUUAACUUCUACGGAACACUUUGACGGAACUGUUGUCAUACAAGUGUUACCUCCCCUUAAAUUAUCUCCCUUUGUCGUAAGUGACUAGCACGUACACAAACUGUUGACGUUCUUUUUACGUUAGGUCCACAUUGACAAGGCAAUGUCAGAUGGUCGUUUAUGGAAUUAAUAUCAUUUUUUGCCGAUUGUUAUCCUCUCGAAAAUGUUUCCUUAUAAACUGUAAAUUUAUCAUUUAACUCGUCAAUCGUUCGUUUCGCAAUGCACCACUUUUGUUACUUGGCCAGCGUGUUUCUUUCCCUUCCAACAGCUGUCUCCUAGUUUUCAAGAACAUUUUUUUUUAAAGUUGAUUUAGUUCAUAAUCAUAUCUAAAUGUAUUGACCCUAAAUAUUUUUGAUACUUUUGUUUAUAUUCUUUAAGAUUUGGGAAACACUUUGCAAGUCGCAAAUACAAGGGGCAGUGAACCGUCCCUGUGUGUGAGGUAGGGAGACCUUACGUUUCAAGGUUUUACAUUUGUAAUGAAAUAAUUUAAUUUUCUGGUAGACAGCUACACAAACAAUAUAUAAUAAAUAGGAUAAUCCAUGUGUCGAGUGAAAUGUCAUGUCACUCGAUGAGAGAAACAUGGUAUUUCACUGAACACAUGGAAUAUCCUCUAUAUUCGUUGUCAAUAAAUGCAACGAAAACAGUUAUAUAUUCGUAAGAAGUCUUUGCUGAAAGAAGAAUCCACUGUGAGCGUAUCCUGGUGGCACCCAUGCUAGUUGCUUCACAAUAUAUGACUCAAUGUUCUCUCUCUUGUACGUUAUCACUAAUAUUCUCCAAUAAAAGUCUUCCCACUUUC